Phanerochaete carnosa HHB-10118-sp is the source of this 2890-nucleotide messenger RNA. RefSeq lists its product as uncharacterized. Gene Ontology annotation, molecular function: protein binding; ubiquitin protein ligase activity. The record is from RefSeq and is a predicted model, not a curated record. Gene Ontology annotation, biological process: ubiquitin-dependent protein catabolic process. The transcript is spliced from 9 exons. Lineage: Eukaryota; Fungi; Basidiomycota; Agaricomycetes; Polyporales; Phanerochaetaceae. The coding region runs from base 84 to 2639 and encodes 851 amino acids.
CACCCUCGUCCUCCUCCCGUCGUUCCGUUCACUCACCCCGACUUCUCAUCUCUUUGCAGGCUAGGGCUAGCCCCUUCUCCCUCAUGUCGGCCACACAAGGUGCACUCAAAAAGAUCAGGAUUACAGUCGUCGCCGCCGAUGGCUUGUCAAAGCGCGAGGUAUUUCGUCUUCCAGACCCCUUCGCGGUCAUCACGGUAGAUGCGGAGCAGACCCACACGAGCACUGUGAUGAAGAAGACCUUGAACCCGUAUUGGAACGAGAGCUUCGACAUCAACGUCAAGGACUCGUCAGUCAUCGCCGUACAGAUAUUCGAUCAGCGCAAGUUCAAGAAGCGUGACCAGGGUUUCCUCGGAGUCGUGAAUGUUCGUGUCAGUGAUGUGCUCGACCUGGAACUUGGUGGUCAUGAGAUGCUCACCCUCGACCUGAAAAAGUCCAAUGACAACCUCGUCGUGCAUGGCAAACUCAUCAUCUAUCUUUCUACCAACAUCAGCCAGCCGAUUAGCAACCCUCCGAACCAAACGGAUAGUACUAGCCAGCAACUUUCCAACCUCAACCUUGACAGCUCGUCGACGUCUCUAGCUACGGGCGCAAGCAACGGAGCGCUUGCUGCCGGGGGUAGCUCUUUGUCCAGAACCCCCUCAGCGACGGCUUCGGCCACUACCAGCCCCGACGGCGCGCACAUCAACAUACCCGCACCAAGCGUAGCCACUCCUUCGUCGCCCGAGACUGAGCCGCAAGCGCAGGCACAGUCUGGAACAAACGCGCGCCCAGUGUCCACUGGCUCCGUCACUGCAGCUGCGGUGAUCACGCCACCGGCUGGAGCUCCUGCCAUCAAUGCCAGCGCGAACGCCCAUACUGCCUCGAACAACAACGCUCAGAUGCGCAACUUCAACCCACACGAGGAUCAAUUUGGACCCCUCCCGGGCGGCUGGGAGCGCCGCAUAGACCCCCUCGGCCGUACGUACUACGUCGAUCAUAACACCCGUACUACCACCUGGAAUCGCCCGUCCACGAACCCAACGACAAACACACAUGCACAGGAGGGCAGUACCAAUGCGGCCCGCGACCAACACAACCGUCGCAUCCUCGCCGACGACAUGCUGGAGGCGGGCGUUGCUCGCACGGGGUCGACGGCUGCUAACACUUCUGCGGCUGCGCUUGCUGCAAGCCAGAAUGUCACCACCAAUGGUGCUGGUCCCCUUCCUGCUGGCUGGGAGGAGCGAUAUACUCCCGAAGGCCGUCCAUACUACGUCGACCACAACACACGAACGACAACGUGGGUUGAUCCGCGCCGUCAGACGAUCAUUCGCGUCAUGGGCCCCAACGGGCAGGGUGCUGCGCUGCAACCCCAGACGAUCUCGCAACUUGGCCCCCUUCCUUCGGGAUGGGAGAUGCGUCUUACCUCAACCGCUCGUGUUUACUUCGUGGAUCACAACACGAAGACGACCACCUGGGACGACCCUCGUCUGCCAUCCACGCUUGAUGCCAAUGUGCCGCAGUACAAACGCGACUUCCGUAGGAAGCUCAUCUAUUUCCGCAGCCAGCCUGCUAUGCGCGCACAGCCUGGCAAUUGUCAGAUCAAAGUCCGUCGUAACCAUAUCUUUGAGGACAGCUAUGCCGAGAUUAUGAGGCAAACUCCGAACGACCUCAAGAAGAGGUUGAUGAUUAAGUUCGACGGCGAAGAUGGUUUGGAUUACGGUGGUCUCUCUCGUGAAUUCUUCUUCCUCUUGUCGCACGAGAUGUUCAACCCCUUCUACUGUCUCUUCGAGUACUCUGCUCACGACAACUACACCCUGCAAAUUAACCCGGCCUCAGGAGUCAACCCAGAGCAUCUGAACUACUUCAAGUUCAUUGGUCGUUGUCUCGGCUUGGGUAUCUUUCACCGUCGCUUCUUGGAUGCUUACUUCAUCACUGCCUUCUACAAGAUGAUCCUGCGGAAGAAGGUCACCUUGACGGACUUGGAGAGUGUGGAUGCCGAGUUGCACCGCGGUUUGACCUGGAUGUUCGAGAAUGACAUCACCGAUGUUAUCGACGAGACAUUCACCACUACAGAAGAGCGCUUCGGCGAAAUGGUUACCGUUGAGCUGAAGCCUGGAGGUGCUGACAUCGCCGUCACGGAGGAGAAUAAGAAGGAAUACGUCGACUGCGUUGUGGAGUACCGUAUCUCCCGCCGUGUUAAGGAUCAAUUCGAGGCCUUCAUGUCUGGCUUCAGCGAGCUCAUUCCGCAGGACCUCGUCAACGUGUUUGACGAGCGCGAGCUUGAGCUUCUGAUCGGCGGUAUGUCCGAGAUCGACGUCGACGAUUGGGCGAAGUUCACGGACUAUCGUGGCUACGAGGUCAACGACGAGGUUGUACAGUGGUUCUGGAAGUGCGUUCGCAGCUGGCCGCCGGAGCGCAAGUCCCGCUUGCUGCAAUUCGCCACGGGCACGUCGCGCAUUCCCGUCAACGGCUUCAAAGACCUGCAAGGUUCCGAUGGCCCGCGUCGGUUCACGAUCGAGAAAUCGGGCGACCCCAGCCAGCUGCCGAAGAGUCACACGUGCUUCAACCGCAUCGACCUUCCGCCAUACAAGGAUUAUGCUACAUUGGAACAGAAGCUGACCUUGGCUGUAGAAGAAACUGUCGGUUUCGGACAAGAGUAAAGCAGUUAGAAAACACGGAUCCGUUUGUCCCUCUCCUAUUUUCACUGUCCUCGAAGAUACGGUAUAAUGUACAAAUAUCGGUCGUCGAAAGCUCGCGCCCUAAUAACGAUUCCCUCCGGCAUCUGAUGACUCUUUCUCACUUCAUGUAUAUACUGCUUCCUCAUUGGUUUUCUUCUUCAUUCUUUUGCCAUGCUUUGGUGCUCUAGUGCACCGGUUGUAUCUUAGUGGCGAAUGUAUCACUGUUACCCUGC